Ostrinia furnacalis (Asian corn borer) is the source of this 871-nucleotide messenger RNA. RefSeq names its product RNA-binding protein 42-like. The transcript has 2 exons. The record is from RefSeq and is a predicted model, not a curated record. Lineage: Eukaryota; Metazoa; Arthropoda; Insecta; Lepidoptera; Crambidae. The coding region runs from base 100 to 417 and encodes 105 amino acids. Gene Ontology annotation, molecular function: mRNA binding.
AAGCCUAAGAAGGAGAAGAACAGAAAGGUGGUCCGAACCGCCGGCGGCCAAGUCUGGGAGGACGUGACGCUGCUCGACUGGCCCGACGACGACUUCCGCAUGUUCUGCGGAGACCUCGGCAAUGACGUCACCGACGAGCUCCUCAUCCGGACCUUCAGCAAGUACACCUCCUUCCAGAGAGCCAAAGUCAUCCGAGACAAGCGCACAAACAAAAGCAAAGGCUUCGGCUUCGUCAGCUUCAAAGACCCCGGAGACUUCAUUAAAGCAAUGAAGGAAAUGGACGGAAGAUACGUCGGCAGCAGACCGAUCAAACUAAGAAAGAGCACGUGGAAAAACAGAGCUUUAGAUGUUGUCAGAAAAAAAGAGAAAGAAAAGCAAGCGCUACUCUCUCUGCUGCUCUCGGGAAAUAAGAGCUGACAGGAGAAUAACGCCUGAACGGCUGUGAUGUGAGUGGUAGAUGUAAUUGUUUCACUUGGACCUGGACUUGAUAGUUGUACAUUUAGCUAAACUUUUAUGAGGGAAAAUGUAACUAGUUCUUCCCAUCUUCCCAUGAAGUUACAACCGGGGAAAGAUGACACGAAAAUCAGCUUGUUUGGGGAAGAUGGAAUCCCUUGAAUGUAGUGUGACUAGGAAAUGUAGAUUGUUGAUAUUUAUGAUCUAAUUUUCAGUUGCUGCUGAUUGUAAUUUUCUGUUUGAGUAAUAAUAUCUAUCCCUAAGCUUUCAUAGUUCUGUGAGUGUUCAAUCCUAUACAUACUUAUAUUAUUUAACCUGAUAGUUUUAGAUUCAUUAUGGCAAUAGAUAAACAUGAACUUCACUCUUACAAAUAUAAAAUUUAGUGCAUAAUUUAUUACACAAUUAAUUUGUUGUAUUU